AUGCCUUCGGCCGAUAUCCAGUCGGUGUUUUCUCCCAAAACGCAGUGGUCCGACAUGCAAUUGCCAUGUGUGACAUCCCAGAAAGAACCAGCAGAACCCACCAGACAGUCUUACUUUGAUCCCGUGUGUGAAUUACCAGCGUGGUCGGAUGAGCCGAAUUCAUGUGCAUCGUCAUCCGAUAAGUCGUGUUUACGGUCAUCGCUGAAGUCAAGUAGGAGUCGUUCCGCACCGAGUACGCCUGUUGCCACCAAGUCGGUGCAUUUCGAUAUCCCUUUGGAGCGUAUCACAUUAUUUCAUGAACAACCCGAACGCACACAAGCAACCAGUGAAUCCUAUACUAACCGUGACGAUAAUACCUGGAUGGUCACAUUGGAGUCUUUACUGUGGGAUUCUCCAGAGUUCACCCUCACAGGGACGGUUCAGGUGCAAAAUAUUGCUUACCGUAAGGAAGUAUCGGUGCGGUAUUCGUUAGAUGACUGGCAGACAUCGUACGAUGUUCAGGCGGUUUUCAAAGAAUCGUACCGCGAGCACAUGGAUCGCUUUCAGUUUCAGAUACACCUUGGUCGUGUUAUUCGUCCUUAUACGAGAAUUAGCUUGGCGGUACGGUAUCAUGUGGGAGGGCGCGACUUUUGGGACAAUAAUCGUGGUAGGAACUUCAACGCUCACUGGGCUCCAAGUCGCCGAUUCAGCAGUCCAUGGAGCUAG
Molecule: messenger RNA, 705 nt
Organism: Radiomyces spectabilis
Lineage: Eukaryota; Fungi; Mucoromycota; Mucoromycetes; Mucorales; Radiomycetaceae
Product: putative phosphatase regulatory subunit-domain-containing protein
Exons: 2
Coding region: 1-705 (234 amino acids)
Biological process (GO): regulation of glycogen biosynthetic process
Cellular component (GO): protein phosphatase type 1 complex
Molecular function (GO): protein phosphatase 1 binding; glycogen binding
Source: RefSeq, a predicted model, not a curated record